Molecule: messenger RNA, 435 nt
Organism: Juglans microcarpa x Juglans regia
Lineage: Eukaryota; Viridiplantae; Streptophyta; Magnoliopsida; Fagales; Juglandaceae
Exons: 1
Coding region: 1-435 (144 amino acids)
Molecular function (GO): RNA-DNA hybrid ribonuclease activity; nucleic acid binding
Source: RefSeq, a predicted model, not a curated record
AUGGGAGGGGGCGUGGUGAUCAGAGAUUCAGAUGGUAGGGUGCAAGCAGUUUUGACAUUCUACAAAGACCAUGUCUCAUCAGCUCUCCAAGCCAAAAGCGCUGAUCUCCUCGAAGCUAUGGAGUUGUGUUCUGAACUUGGUUUUAACCAAGUCUGUUUUGAAGGGGAUGCUAAGAUUGUUGUUGAUGCAGUAAAUUCUAAACGACUGGAUAAUUCUUGGCUGGGCCAAUGGACAAAAGAUAUGCAACAAAUCAUGAAGUAUAACCAAGCAUGGCGUCUUAAUUUUGCUUACAGAUCAGCAAACAAAGCUGCUCACACAGCAGCAAAACUGGCCAUUAGGAAUGUUAGGGAAACCAUAUGGUUAGAGGAGGGUCCUCUUGAGGUCUUAACCAUAGUCCAAGAAGACCUUUUAAUGUAUGAUGUAAUUGUGUCUUGA